Molecule: messenger RNA, 5106 nt
Organism: Nycticebus coucang (slow loris)
Lineage: Eukaryota; Metazoa; Chordata; Mammalia; Primates; Lorisidae
Gene: FAABTP
Product: transmembrane protein 19
Exons: 7
Coding region: 152-1162 (336 amino acids)
Cellular component (GO): membrane
Source: RefSeq, a predicted model, not a curated record
CGCGCUCGGCCGCCCGGGGCUCGCUGUCCCGACUGUGCCUCUGCCUCCUCGGACCCCGGCGGGGCGGUGGCGUGCCGGGCCCGGAUUGGCUGCCUCGCGUCGCCUUUCCCCUUCCUGGUGGCGCAUUUCAGGUGUUCAUAUCCUUAUAUCCAUGACAAAUCUUGAUGACAAUAUAUGCAAAAGAUAUGUAAAGAUGAUAACUAACAUAGUUAUACUGAGCCUGAUCAUUUGCAUUUCUUUAGCCUUCUGGAUUAUGUCGAUGACUGCAAGCACCUAUUAUGGUAACUUAAGGCCCAUUUCUCCUUGGCGUUGGCUGUUUUCUGUUGUUGUUCCUGUUUUGAUCGUCUCUAACGGCUUUAAAAAGAAAAGUCUAGAUCAUAGUGGAGCUUUAGGAGGGCUAGUGGUUGGAUUUAUCCUAACCAUUGCAAACUUCAGCUUUUUUACCUCUUUGCUAAUGUUUUUCCUUUCUUCUUCAAAACUCACUAAAUGGAAGGGAGAAGCAAAGAAGCGUCUAGAUUCAGAAUAUAAGGAAGGAGGGCAAAGGAACUGGGUGCAGGUGUUCUGUAACGGAGCUGUGCCCACGGAGCUGGCCCUGCUGUACAUGAUAGAAAAUGGCCCUGGGGAGAUCCCGAUAGAUUUUUCCAAGCAGUACACUGCUUCCUGGAUGUGUCUGUCUCUCCUGGCUGCACUGGCCUGCUCUGCCGGAGACACGUGGGCUUCAGAGGUUGGCACAGUUCUGAGUAAAAGCCCACCAAGGCUGAUAACAACUUGGGAGAAAGUUCCAGUUGGGACCAACGGAGGGGUUACAGUGGUGGGCCUCAUCUCCAGUCUCCUUGGGGGUACCUUCGUGGGCAUUGCGUACUUCCUCACACAGUUGGUUUGUGUGAACGAUUUAGACAUUUCUGCUCCCCAGUGGCCAAUUAUUGCAUUUGGGGGUCUAGCUGGAUUACUCGGAUCAAUUGUGGAUUCCUAUUUAGGGGCUACAAUGCAGUUUACUGGUUGGGAUGAAAGCACUGGCAUGGUGGUCAACAGCCCAACGCACGAGGCAAAGCACAUAGCAGGGAAACCCAUUCUCGACAACAACGCAGUGAAUCUGUUUUCUUCUAUCCUUAUUGCCCUCUUGCUCCCAACAGCUGCUUGGGGUUUUUGGCCCAGGCAGUAAAUUUUUAUUUCAUUUCCACAGGUUAAUACUGGUGAGUCCAGCUAAAUUCACAAUUCCAACUGUCAUCCUAAGAAUGAUAAUUACAGUGGCAAAGCAGCCUUGCCUGCUCCUCCCAUACUCCAUUUUGAUGGAAUUGCAUUUUCCUCUAAAUUCUCUUGUAACUGCCAGGAUCUUUCUCACGAAAGAGUUCACAGAACUUAGGCAUAUUUUUAUUCUGCUGAAUGUAGGUUCUUGAGCAAUGAAGCUGUCUUGUCCCUUACAUAACUGCUAUAUGUUGAUCUGAAAAUUUCCUACAUGGUGAAUGUCAAAUUUUACAUCAUUUUGCUUGUUUAAACCAACCUAGAGACCAAACGUGAUGAUGUUUAAAGGUUCUCAGUUGAGGCAGAGAAAUGCUACUAUACCAGUUAUCCAAUGUCAUAUCUGCCUUAAAUGGUUUAAGCUGAUACUUGUGGAAGCCUAAAUAAGCAUAGUGUCCUGGACUUCUCCCAUCACUUUGCAUCGUAGUUGUGAAAAAUGUGGAAAUUGGUCCCUACUGAGUUAUGUAGCUUAAUCUACUUUUGUUCUUUCUUUCUCAGGGUUAGUGAUGCAAAAAAGUAAAUAAGUGUCUUUUUUUACAUGACCAUUAUAAAGCAUGAAAGAAAAAACUUUUUAAAAGCAAAAGAAAUUUAUCUUGUAUCUAAAAAAAAUGUGCACCUUACUAUAUAUUUCAAUUGCUCUGUGAACAGAAACUAUCUUGAGUUCAAUAUUCUUAAUGUAUUUUCUAGCUUUCUUUGGAAUGUGUGUAAGAAUCAGAUCUAGUAUUGGCAUCCUGUACCAUUAAGAAGUCACUGGAAGGGCGGCGCCUGUGGUUCAGUGGGUAAAGCGCCAGCCCAUGUACCAAGUGUGACGGUUUCGAACCUGGCUCCGGCCAAACUGCAACAAAAAAUAGCCAGGCGUUGUGGCGGGUGCCUGUAGUCCCAGCUACUCGGGAGGCUGAAGCAAGAAAAUCGCCUGAGCCCAGGAGUUGGAGGUUGCUGUGAGCUGUGUGAGGCCACAGCACUCUACCGAGGGCCAUAAAGUGAGACUCUGUCUCUACAAAAAAAAAAAGUCACUGGAAAAUUAUUUUUUUUUUAAUUUGCUAUCCUAUGAUUUGCUGGGAAAUGGUGUGAAUCCCUGUUAUGUACAUUUACGUUGUGCUCUCCUUUUCAUUGUAGCCUCGACUAAAGUGAAUCCUGCUCUUCAGUUUGUGCUUCAUUCUGAUGUACUGUGCGCUAAGGGAGUUUUGACGUGGUAUAGAUUAUUUUACUAAAAGUUUUAAAUGUGAUUUCCCUACCUUUUUCUCCCUGCCCCUUUUGCUUACUUAAGAAAUUGGGAGAGGAAUCCUGGAAUAAACCACCACAAGAGUGAAUGAAGGUUAGAAUUAUUUAUUGGUGACUACAUAGUGCCAAUCUAGAACUGACUUAGUUUAGAAAGGAAAACAAAACAGUCACAUCCUUAAACCUUAUGCCAAUCAAAUCAGUGAGCUGCCACCAUUGGUUUUCAACUUUGGGUAGACAUUGGAAGCACCUAGGCAUGUUUUUUUUUUAAAAAAAUACAGUAGAACUCUGUAAGUUGACCCUCCCCCAAGGGACUAUAACAAACUGAUCAACAUAUAGAGGUGGUCAACAUAAGGAACUAGGCCCACUGUACUGAUUCAGAAAUAGGUGGUCAGUGUAGGGAGGUAGUCAGCUACGGAGGUUCUGCUGUACUUGGGUCUAGGGUUCAGGCCUCAAAAUCCUGAUUUACACGAUCUAGGGUAUGGCCUAGACUUUGAGACUUGUUAAAGCUGUGGCAGCACAUUAGAAUGUGUGAAGAUGAGGCCCUUGCAUGGCUAUUUUUAGAAAGCUCUGGGAAAUUUUAAUGUUUAGCCAGGUUGAGAACUACUGAAUACGAAUAUCCUUAAAACACUGCAUCUAACAGCAGCAUUGACAGACUGGGACUUUUCAUUUUUAAGGGGACAGCUGUUAGCUGCAGCACUGCACACUAUCCUUACAGAGACUAGCUCCUGGUAAAUUACACAGGCGUUGCAGCCACAUCACUUCCCAGGCCACUAUGUCAGUUGUUCAUGCAGCCUGCACGUUGUUCUAACAUGCUUUUCUUUUUUUUUUUUUUUUGCCUGGAAUUGUAUCCUCUUCACAUACUGUGGGACAAAAGUAUUUACUGGGAGCAUCUUUGGAUUUAGUAGAAUCACCACAUCAUUAAGAGUUUGGAAAAAUCCUGCCUUGCAAUUUUUUGUUUGAAAUCUUAGGGCUAGUUAUAUUUUGGAAUCAAAUUUCUUCAUGAUUUUAGAAAAGAAAUAGAGGUUAUAAAAUAUUUCAGGCUGGACACAGUGGCUUAUGCCUGUUAAUUCUAGCACUUCUGGGAGGCCAAGGCAGGUGGAUUGCUUGAGAUCAGGAGUUUGAGAUCAGCCUGAGCAAGAGUGAGACCCUAAAAAUAGCCAGGGGUUGUGGUGGGUGCCCGUAAUCCUAGCUACUGGAGAGACUGAGGCAAGAGGAUGCUUGCUUGAACCCAGGAGUUUGAGGUUGCUACCAUGGCACGGAAUGAAUAAAAUAUUUCACUCAAAACUACUAAAAAAGUCCAAGGUAGCAUCCAUUAUCAAAUAUACACCUGUUAUAUGGUGCAUUUUGAAGAGCUCCACUAAGUGUGAUAAAGAGCCUCAGAUCAGAUUGGGUCAGAUUUUGUCACCAAACUUGUGAAGAAACUUUCUGCUUUUCUAGCAUUUGGUUAUGAAAAUUGCAGAUAAGGAAUUGUGGCUGUGUCUUUUUUUUUUUUAAUCUUAGAAAUAUUUUACUGCAACAUCUUUUAUAAUCGGAUGUUUAACUAAUUAAACUUUUCUUCCCCUUUUCAGAGUAGGCAGUUUAUAUUAAAAAAAAAAAAAACACUGUUCAUGGAAAGAGCUCCAUGUGACAGUGUGAUGAAACUAUGCGUGCUGCCUACCUAGGGAGCAGAAAGUAUACUAUUUCUCAUCAUACUGGUACACAGUAGAGGGGAGCGAAGUGCAUGUGACCCAGGGCAGCUUCCAGAGGAGCCUUAAUUAAGGAGUAGCAUGUUAAAGACACAUCCAUUGGCGCCAACAGGAAAGCAAAGUGUUGACAUAGCUUUUCUCACUACUUGAGUAAUCUGCGUCUCUUACAUCUCCUCCUGGUUUCUAGUGCUAUACCCAGUGUGUAUGUAGGAUGCCGGCUGCAGAAAUGCCAACCCUACCAUCAUUUGAUAAAGGCCUAGGACAGAGAGAAAUCAUGUGAAAAGAUGUUUUAAGCUUUGCAACAUGCCAGCAAUAUUAACAGCAUCUGCCCAUUAUGCAAAGUGGGUAUGCCCUAUAGGGCCCAGUCACCGUCCUGAUGUCUGUCUAAUGCUCCCAGUGCUGUCACAAAGAGAAUGAACUAUACUAAAUGAGCAAAUCCCAGGUGAAUCUUGUGUGCUUUAAAAAUGAAAAAAACAAAAAUAAAUAAAAUUAAUCUGCUUAUAGAGUAUCUGUUGCUAUAACUCCCAUGUGGUCUUGAAUAUUGUAAAAAUAUAUGCGUUCAAUGUGUAUUUAUUGAAGCAGUGCUUAAAAGUCACUGCAACUUGAUAAACAGCAAUGUAUUCCUGGAGGGAAAUAAAAAAUAAAGAACAGUUUGGCUCCCUGAAUUUCUGGGGAUGAUUCCAACAUUUCUCAAUCAUGUGAAACAAUACUUUUGAAACUAAUAAGCAAAGAAAUCAUUGUCAUUAUAGAAGAAGCAAAAGAGGGCAGUGUCUGUGGCUCAACGGAGUAGGGCGCUGGCCCCAUAUGCCGGAGGUGAUGGGUUCAAAAACCCAGCCCUGGCCAAAAACUGCAAAAUAAAUAAAUAAAUAAAGAAGAAGCAAAAGAGUGGCUGGGCAAGGCUUCUGACAUUGUUUUUCCUGGCAAGACUGAAUGUUAAUUCUCUUGCCCCACUUAGCAGCCU